Molecule: messenger RNA, 813 nt
Organism: Closterium sp. NIES-65
Lineage: Eukaryota; Viridiplantae; Streptophyta; Zygnematophyceae; Desmidiales; Closteriaceae
Source: the annotation of a GenBank genome assembly
AAGCUGUGGAGCGCGGAGGAACUGGCCAAGUAUAACGGGUCGACGAAGGGCGUUCCGCUGCUGCUGGGCAUUCUGGGGGACGUGUUUGACGUGACCAAGGGCAGGAAGCACUACGGCAAGGGGCAGGGUUACAACCACUUCGCUGGCAGGGAUGCCACAAGGGCAUUUGUCUCAGGCAAUUUUUCAGGUGACGGCUUAACGGACGAUCUGACGGGGCUGUCAGGCGAGCAGUGCAUCGGCAUCGCUGACUGGCGGGACUUCUACUUCAAAACCUACAUCCACGUGGGCAAGCUGGUGGGGCGGUUCUACGACGAGCAGGGCAAGCCAAGAGAUUCUCUGGGCGAGUUUGACGAGCUUCUCAAGGAGGGCAAGCGGCUGAGGGACGUGGCCAAGGUGGCGGAGAAGAAAUACCCUGGGUGCAACUCACGAUGGGCUCAGAACGAGGGCGGCAAGUGGCCAAAGUGGGUGGAGAAGAAACACCCUGGAUGCAACUCGCGAUGGGCGCAGAACGAGGGUGGCAAGUUGUGGCCUCUCUCUCUUCGCUUCUCCUCCCUGCCUUCUACUCCCACCCUGCGUUCCUGUCUUAACUUUGGGGUGCCCCGUAAGAUCCCUCGAAUCCCAGAGGCAGAAGGCGGGCCAGUGGGGGGCAGUGAGGACACGCGCUGUGCGUGCUUCACCAAGGACCAGCUCGCCUCGCGCUCUGACCUUCACGAGUACGAUGGGUGCGACCCUGACGCCACCAAGUGUGUCUCCUCCCCUCCCGAAGACCCCAAUGCUGCAUCUCUAGGGGAUGAGGGUGAGGAGGAGGAAUGA